Prorocentrum cordatum is the source of this 1245-nucleotide messenger RNA. The record is from the annotation of a GenBank genome assembly. NCBI's taxonomy places the organism in Eukaryota, Dinophyceae, Prorocentrales, Prorocentraceae.
AGCCAUUUUGGAUCAAGCGUGGCUGCUUGAGCUUGAACAUCCAGAAUCUUGGGCUCGAGGGAUGGUUGCCAACACCUGCGCAGUGGAGCGAGUCGGGAUCUGGGCAGUGGCGAACGCAAGUCCAACAGAGGUCACCCUUCUCCUCUCGAACCUGGCGGCGGAGUGCUCCAAGAGCCAGUUGACGAAGUGGAUGGAUUCCCAUGGCUGUAUGGAGGGGUGCGACUACCUGUUCGUCCCCAGGAACUUCCAGACCGGUGUAUGCCUCGGGUGUGCGUUCGCCAAUUUUAAGUUAUAUUUUGGUUCCUGGCUCUUUGGGUGGUUUCCGGCGUGAUCAAUACUCCAUCUUCGUCAUCAAGUGAUUCGGAGGGAACAGCCAUCUCGGCCUGGCGCUGUGUAUUGAAAGCAGAUGUUCGUCAGUUCAGACGACCUGUAGUAUCAGAGGCACUGUUUGUGGCCCUGCUGUUCUUAAUUGCGAGCGACUAUUGGUCAUAUGCGGUCAGGAAGCCCCUGAUCUUUGUCAUGUUAUGCGUUCGCCAAUUUCGUCGACCCCGCGAGAGCCGAUCGGCUCGUGAAGUCGGCCCGCGACACCGCCAUGAGGGUGGUGGUCUCCACGGACCAGGGCCUGGUGGCCAACCUCGUCGAGUGGGCCAGCGGCCGGGCCAGUCACGUCUGUCACCCCGAGAACCUGCCUUUUGUCCGUUCUCGCGAUGCACUGGGCAUCGAAGGCUUGCCAGCCUUGGCCUGGCUAGCCUUCGUCAAAACGGAGCUCCGGGAAAUUGCUCUUGUUCUUCCGGGAAGCAGCCUGUUUACUAUUUCGUGCGUUGAGUUUUAUUUUCGGAACGUAUUGCUUUCUUCUGGGAAGACCGUUUUCGCAGCCACAGAUUUGCCAGCCUUCGCCCAGCUUCCGACCAGAAUGCAUGUUUUGUGAUCCACCCAUAGUCCGAGCGGCCCUGGCACGACGCGGACGCGUGCUGCCGUUCAUGGGGCGGGAGGCCCUGCCGUGUAGCCUCGAGCCGGCCGCAGCGCUUGUGGCUUGCUUGGCCCCAGUCCUGAACUUUUGAGGCCGCUCGCGCAGAUUUGUGAGCGCUUUUUAUUUAUUCAUUCUUUGACCGAUCGGCGCGGGCCCCCCCCCCAUGAAAUAGAUCUUGGCUGUUUUUGGGCGCCUGUUUCGAGCAGGUGGAGUCUGCCCCACAAUGAAGGCACGGUUCCAAACAGUCGCACUAAGCAGAGGUCUGGAGCCAGACC